AUGGCCGUAGACGAGGAGGCCAGUCUCUGGCCUACUGAGAACCUGCUUCUUAAAGAAGGUCGCAAGCACUAUCGCACCAGUGUCUCGCCAAUUCAUUGGCAGCUCCGAUCAUUGGUCAGUGCAGAGCAGCAGGGCGUCAUCUACUUCCCGGCUGGUGUCAACAAUACCCAUAUCCAACGGCUCGAUACUUCUACCCGCGAAUGCGAAACCAUCAAAGUCAUUAGCUUCCACCCCCGCUGUCUGGUUGCUAGUAAGGGCUGGAUCUGCUGCGGAGGCGAAAAUGGAGAAUUUGUGGUCAUACGAGAGUCGGGUAACAGCGAUGCACAGGCCGAUACCCUCAGUAGAGAUGUUCGCUCCAGACUGACCUCGCUUGAGUCCUCUAGCAUGACUGAAGGUACUAUAUAUCAGCUUGAACGCGAUAUGCUGUCUGUUGUGGAACGAAUCAAUGGCACCAACAAGACGUGGUCAGCUUCUAGCUAUAAAAUCGGUAUCGAGCGUGUCAACUGCAUAACCAUCUGGCACCCUCCUAAAGAUGCGGGCGCACCAGCCCCUGGACAAUACGAGUCCCCGGUAGCUGUUGUGGCAAACAACGACAAGAGCAUUACCAUCGUAAGCCUCUACGAACCCGACUUGCACAAAGACGUGUUAAACUAUCCCGAUUGUGUCAACCGCGGUGUAAUUUCCCCCGAUGGGUCCCUCUUAGCUGCAGUCUGUGACGACGCCUACCUCUACGUACACGCGCGGGAACAAUUCGACAAAAAUUACGAGGGAAUUUCACGACGAGUUACUCGACAAUCCUCUAGAUGGGUAUUACUGCCGAAAAUACGACUUAAGGGCCAGUGGAAAGAUGACGCUACGGAUUGUCGUGGGAGCUUCGCAGCUUGCUUUUCUUCCUCGGGGAAGUACUUGGCAGUAGGCACCCAAUAUGGCACCAUAUCUAUUUUCGAUGCCGUCAAGCUCAAGGAUCCCGAUUCAGAACCCUUAAUCGCAUAUUUUAAUUCUGCUCGGGCACCUGGGGAAUACGGUGCUGUUAGAGACAUGGCCUUUUCGCCGGGGCCGUUCGAUCUCUUGGCGUGGUCAGAACAUCGAGGUCGGAUUGGGGUAGCAGAUGCGCGCUCAAACUUCAAACGACGGCAUAUUAUCCCCAUUGAUAAUCAUGAAGGAUUUAAUCAUUUCUCACUUAAUGAUAGCAGUACUAUCGAUCCACGCCUUCUCGACCCGCGCAGCGAGCAGACUCCCGAAGGCGAUCGUAAUGCUGAUAACGAGCGCAAUGCUGAAUCAUCUCCGCUAGGGGCGAUGGACCGUUGGAACAGAGCCGCAUCCGAUCGACGGCCCCUACCAGAUCCGGAAACUUCAGAUCCCACGUCACGAGUCAAUCAGCCUUUCAGCGCGGAUGAGAUCUCAAUUCUAGAGGCCUUCCAAGCUCAGCGUCGUCGACGGGAAUUGCGGGAUCGAGGAGAGCAAUUGGAGCAACAUUUUAUGGAACACCGAAAUCAACGAGCCGCCGAACGAAAUGCAUUGAGAUCCACAGGUUGGGCAGAUCGUGUAAGUGUCCAGAACGGCAGGACCAGGCGUGCGAACGUCAGAAAUCCCAUCGCCCGUUACUUAUACAGUGAUCAGCUUGGUUUGAAUCGCACUAAUACGGAUGUUGAGCAGCGCGAAGCGCUGACGAGAUUCAUCGAACGCGAACGCAUGCGCGAGAUCCGCGAUCAACAUCGUUCGAGCGCCACCCAGGCAGCCCCCGAACCGGAGCGUGAGAGAGGAAGUUCCAUCCCGCGGGACUUGGGUCGAAGUCGCACGUCCAUUAUGCGUACACUAGCCCAGAACUUCGAUACCAUCUCGCAAACGAUGAGGUCGCAGAACCAGUACAGCGAAGCCGGCAAUGACAGCUCGGCAACCUCACGCGAUCCGUGGUAUGUUGGGGGAUCCGGCUCCGGAUGGCCCGACCUUGAGAACCUGGCGAGCAUAAGCGGAUGGACCGGUGGGCUUACCGAUAAUGCUCGGACCGAGACCAACAGGGCCCGUCGCGGUAUCCCAGUCAUUGCUGACGUAUGGGGCAACGACUCGCUCUUCAGCAGGAUUAGAAUGGGUAGCCGCGACCACACGCAGAACCCGGAUGACACGGCAGGUUUGACAUGGAGCGAAGAUGGCCAAGUAUUAUAUGUUGCAGCAGAAGACGGAAUAUACGAAUUCCGCGUAAAUAUCUAUGGCCGAAAAGUAUUCCCGGAUAUUCAGCUUCGCUAG
Daldinia vernicosa is the source of this 2244-nucleotide messenger RNA. RefSeq lists its product as uncharacterized. Gene Ontology annotation, molecular function: protein binding. The record is from RefSeq and is a predicted model, not a curated record. The coding region runs from base 1 to 2244 and encodes 747 amino acids. Lineage: Eukaryota; Fungi; Ascomycota; Sordariomycetes; Xylariales; Hypoxylaceae. The transcript has 4 exons.